GUUUAUCAUAUGAUUAGCGUUCUGUUUGUUGUCUCUUUUGUUUACUUUUCUUCUUUUGGUUGUUUUCGCGUUUUGUGCUCGCGAUCCAUGAGCCUUCUGGCUCGGACGGAUCUUACGAGCUCGGUACGAAGCUUGUAACAUACAUACAUACAUACAUACAUUUAUAUGCGCAAUUAGGCCGGUGAUACUACGAUGUUGUGCUAUUUAUUCUGCCGAUAAUCAGCCUGGAAUUGUUAGAUGGCACUCUCCCGAACUGCGGCGAGUUCAGCCCGCUCACGGCGAUGGAUAUGGGCGUUGACAGCCUGUGGUGGAGCUCUUGGGCUAUUCAAAGUAGAGAACGACCUCCGCGAAAAGGCCGAGGAGCUUGGGCAAACGACUAGCGAGUAUGCGCAGGAGCGAGCGCAGGAAGUCGCUACCACGGUGAAGGAGGUGUCGGGUGUUGCCGGCGCGCUGCUGCGGACCGCGGUGUCGUCCACCGUGACCUCCGUACAGCAGCAACGCCGAGUGGAUCCAGACCAGCUCCUGCACGACCUCGCCCUCACCGUGUCGCAGCUGGCCGCCCACCCGCCCUCCCGCCACCACCUGCUGGCACUGGGGGGCGGACCCGUGCUGGACUGGCUGCUGCGUACGGCAUACCCGGAUCUGGAUCUGGAACCCCCGCCGCACCCACACCCGCACCCACACCCGCACCCACACCCGCACCCGCACGCGCACGCGCACGCGCAUCACCCGGAGAUGGAGAAGGAGGCGGCG
Messenger RNA from Astrephomene gubernaculifera, 753 nucleotides. NCBI's taxonomy places the organism in Eukaryota, Viridiplantae, Chlorophyta, Chlorophyceae, Chlamydomonadales, Astrephomenaceae. The record is from the annotation of a GenBank genome assembly.